CGCACUUCUUUGUGUCUCGGUUCGAAAAACUCGUACGUCUUAGAGCAGCAGUAGCCCGGAGCAUUGGUUCAAACCACUCGCACCCGAUCCCUCAGACUACACAGCCAUGCUGUCCAACACGAGACAGCUGGUACACUCGUUGGCCGUGGUCGUGCUUGUCCUUGGCUUUCUGGGCCAGGCAGUCACGGCUGCCAAGUCGGCGGGUUGUGGCAAGGCAGCUGGCAUUGCAUCCGGCACAUAUUCCGUCACCGUCAAUGGCAAAAGCCGCCAGUACAUCAUCCGUGUGCCUAAUGGCUACGACAGUAGCCGUGGCUAUAAGCUCAUCUUCGGGCUUCACUGGCUGAGCGGCACGAUGACGGACGUUGCUACAGGCCAGACUGUUCAGCGUGACGUCUGGGAUUGGUAUGGACUGCGCCGACUUGCCAACGAGGGGGCCAUCUUCAUCGCGCCGCAAGGUCUUAACAACGGAUGGGCCAACCAGGGCGGCGAGGACAUCACUUUCAUCGACACACUGGUUCAGACCGCGCAGGACAAGCUCUGCGUUGACACGACCCAGAUCUUUGCCACGGGUUUCAGCUACGGAGGCGCUAUGUCUUACUCGCUUGCUUGCUCACGACCCAAUGUCUUCCGAGCUGUCGCUGUCCUCUCGGGUGGCCUGCUGUCUGGCUGCAGCGGAGGCACCGGCCCAAUCGCCUAUCUCGGAAUCCACGGCCUCCGUGACAACGUGUUGAGCAUUUCCGGCGGUCGCCAACUUCGCGACAAGUUCGUGUCCAACAAUGGCUGCACGCCACAGAGUCCGCGCGAGCCCAGCCAGGGCUCGUAUACGCAUGUCUCGACCACGUACUCUGGCUGCAGGGCCGGCUAUCCAGUCCGCUGGGUCGCCUUCGAUGAGGGCCACAUUGCUGCCCCUCGCGACGGCGGGCCUGGCGACAGUGGCACCCAGGCCUUCAGCCCCGGGGAGACGUGGAACUUCUUCAACCAGUUUGCAAGUGGCGAGCAGCCGGGCACGACCAACCCUCCAACGACCCCGACGAGCACCACGUCCUCUCCACAGCCGACGGGCAACUGCGCUGCGUUGUACGGACAGUGUGGCGGCCAAGGCUGGCAAGGCCCGACCUGUUGCUCGCAGGGAACAUGCAAGGCAUCAAACCAGUGGUACUCCCAGUGCUUGUGAUCGCUAACAGGGCAGGAGCGCCUUGGGGAACCCGUAGGCAGGCUUGAAGGAGAUCACGGUGUCCCCCGACGACGGCCGAGUUGACCUAGAGCAAGCGAGGCAGCAAAUGCGG
This is a messenger RNA of Microdochium trichocladiopsis, 1286 nucleotides long. RefSeq names its product Alpha/Beta hydrolase protein. Bases 107 to 1174 code for a protein of 355 amino acids. Gene Ontology annotation, cellular component: extracellular region. Gene Ontology annotation, biological process: proteolysis; carbohydrate metabolic process. The transcript has 3 exons. The record is from RefSeq and is a predicted model, not a curated record. Gene Ontology annotation, molecular function: serine-type peptidase activity; cellulose binding; feruloyl esterase activity. Lineage: Eukaryota; Fungi; Ascomycota; Sordariomycetes; Xylariales; Microdochiaceae.